CAGGAAACAGUUUAUCACUCCUCGCUCCCGUCUUGAAACACACAUUCAGAACAGCUGCAAAGUUCACAUCGAAAAAUACGACGUCCACUGAAGAAGGAAGUUCAAGGUGCCAGCACUGGGAAGACUGGGAUUGCUUUAAUAGUGGAAUUCCGGCCCACCAAGCUGAAACAAGACUCUACAAUCUGAUCUAAAAGAGCCACGAACCAAAAGUGAAAGUAGCUAUCGAAGAACUUUCUGGCUAACAGGCGUCCUUUGCGACAUAUUCAGCGUCAAAGGACAGAAUGUCUUCAAGAUCAGAGGAAGACCUUUGUUGUCCUGUCUGUCAGGACAUCUUCAGAGACCCUGUGGUCUUGUCAUGCAGCCACAGCUUCUGCAAAGCCUGUCUGCAGAAAUGGUGGCAGGGGAAGAACACAUUUCAAUGUCCCUGCUGUAAGAGGAAAUCAUCAAAGAGCGAUCCUCCCCGUAACCUGGCUUUAAAGAACCUCUCGGAGGCCUUCUUACUGGAGAAUAAGAAGGGAGCUUCAGCAGGGCUCGACAAUAUCUGCAGUCUGCACUCUGAGAAGUUAAAAAUCUUCUGUCUGGAUCACCAGCAGCCAGUUUGUGUCAUCUGUCGGGACUCGAAAGCACACAACAACCACAGAUUCAGGCCUAUAGAUGAGGCUGCACAGGACCACCGAGAGGAACUGCAGAAAGCCUUGAAGCCGUUACAGGAGAAACUCAAGCUAUAUGAGCAGGUUAAAGGAAACUGUGAUCAAACCAUAAAGUACAUCCAAGUCCAGGCCCAACAGACAGAGAAGCAGAUCAGCGAGCAGUUUAAGAAGCUUCAUCUGUUUCUGCACCUGGAGGAGAAGGCCAGGGUUGCAGCUCUGAGGAAGGAAGAGGAGCAGAAGAGUCAGAUGCUGAAGAAGAAGAUUAAGGCUCUGAGCACAGAUAUAGCAGUUCUGGCAGGCACCAUCAAAGCCACAGAGAAGGAUCUGAGAACCGAGGACAUCUCAUUCCUGCUCAACUACAAGGCUGCAGUGAGACGAGUCCAGCAGCGUCCCCUUCUGGACGAUCCAGAACCAGUCUCAGGAGCUCUGAUAGAUGUGGUGAAACACCUGGGCAACCUGACAUUCAACAUCUGGAACAUGAUGAAACAAAUGGUGUCCUACAGCCCUGUAGUUCUGGAUCCAAACACGGCUGACCCAGAACUCAUCGUGUCUGAUGAUCUGAGCGGUGUGAAGUCUGGAGAGAAACAACCGCUUCCCAAGAACCCCGAGAGGACAAAAUUCUCCUGCUCCGUCCUCGGCUCAGAGGGGCUAAAGUCAGGAGCUCAUAGCUGGGGCGUGGACGUUGGAACCAACAAGGAUUGGGAGCUGGGCUUGCUGGGAGAGGACAUCGAGGCGAAUGGACACCUGCAGUCUCAGCUGUGGAGGAUUUUGUUCUCCGAUGGGAAAUUCACAGCGUUCUGUGCUUCAGGUCCGGAGAAAGAACUGCAGCUGACGAAGACGGUGCAGAGGAUCAAAGUUCAUCUGGACUUUGAUGAGGGGAAGUUGUCUUUCCUUGAUUAUGAUGCCAACACACACAUCCACACCUUCAAACACAACUUCACCAAUACCCUGUAUCCUUACAUGUACACUGAGAAUCCACAACUACUGAAGAUAUUACCAGUAAAGGUCUCUGUGACCGUGGAGGAAUAGUUAGGAGGUUGUGAUUACUAAUACUGAGAAGGGUUUGGAGAGAAUUUCUCACAGGCGACUUGUUGCCGCUUACAAAGUGCUUUUAUAAUCCUGCCUUAAAUUUUCACAAAGUUACAAUUCUCUAUAGGCAACACCAAAAAAGUCUUUAAAAUCUAGAUCAAAACAACUUCAAAGAAUUAUGUUUAUUUUUAGGACAUGUUAUUAGUUUGAUUUACAGAGUGUGUUUUAUUGUUGAUGGGCUAGUGAGUGGUUGAGAUGCUGCACUGGAGAUAUUUGCUGUAUUUGUGUUUCUGAAAAAAGAAAAAAAAAAAAGAUAAAGACCUUAAUGCUGACCUCACUGAAUCAUGUUACUGGGACAAGGUGAAAAAUUGGCUGACCAGACUCAGCUCUUGUUAUGUACAGAUCACAUGUAUAAUUAUCUCAGGAAGUUAGCUUAGCAGAAAGAUAACAGCUGUGCUUUUCUGUGGUCAGAUUUCAGGAAACGGUGUAAUGCCGUAACUGCUUCUUGUUGUAGCUGACAAGGUUGUCUCCUGGGAAGAAAUCAUGAUGAAAGGACCCACAGCUCUGGAAGAAAAUAAGAGAGAGACCACUGACAACUUACCAGUUUCUCUGGUUUUAUCUUUUAUGGAUGCAAGUAUUGGUGAACUGAACUUUGCCUCAUUUUUUCCAAACUGCUGAUGAUAUUUCUUUUAACUUGCAAAUCAAACUUUGUUUUUUGGAGCUUAACUUUAGAGAAAAUUAAAUUCUAUCAGAACAUGAUAAAUUAAAAAAAAAAACAAAUCCCCUGUUCACUGUUAAACAAAACAUUUAUCUAACGAACAUUCAGAAUUCAGUUUUUUGAUUAAAUGAUCUUGAUUUAUAAUCACAGCUUUCACAGGUUUUGGCAUCUUUCACAUUGUUCUUGGGUAACUUAUACCCCUCUUUAUGGCAGCAAUCAAUUAGGGUUGGAAUAGAGGGGCAAAUAGGGGGGAAAUUCUCUAUCAAAUAGAAGAGCAGCCUGUUUCAAGCAUCCUUCACAGAUCAUCACUGAUCCUCCUCUACGUGUAACAGUUGGUUGUAGACCUCUCCUGGUCUCCGUCUAACCAGAAGACGACUAGGUGUUGGUCAAAGCUGAAAACUGGACUCAUCAGAGUUGAUGACCUUACUCCAGUCUUCUGAUGUUCUUGUGGUCUUCUUCUAAACUCAACCUGACUGUUCUUUGCUUCAGUUUAAAGGUCACGUGACUUCAGCCCACAGCUCUUGACUGAUGAUCUCUUUCAGUGAUAAACUAUUUCCUCCCGUUCCCAGACUGCAGCUUCGAGGUCCUCAUACAGAACAAUGAGAUGUGCUUAUGUAGAAAUGUAUUUUUGGCAGAAAUACCCAGAGAUACUCACCUAAGUAUAAACUGCCGUGGUCUCUUGUUUUUGUUUUUUUUUUCCAGAGCUGUAAGUCCAGUUCUGUGUGUUUGUGAUUUGCCUUAAAAACUACUAGUCGAUAGUAAAGGGUAUAAUUGUGUUGUAUUAUAGGUAUAUAUAUGGAUUUAUUUCUUCCUAAACCAUUGACACUUCAACUUAGACAUAAAGAAAGUGAUUCACUGGUAUUUGUAAUGAUAAAUUUAAAACCAUUGCAAGGAUAAUUAUGAGACCUUAUAUUUAACUAAUGCAGCUGUUUCCAAAGCAAAAGUAGAGUACUUCAUUUAAGAUGAAAGAGGGAUGUAUAUCAAAGUAGAUAUAAUAAAAAGGAACCACUACCCAUUCUGGUUUUAAAGCCUAAGAACCAAAAACUUCAGAAAAUUUCAUCACAACCGGCCAAACAGGAGCAGAACUGCACAACUUUCAAAUUCACACAUUUCAGUGCAUUUAUUCAUUAAACUAACACGUUCAUAUCACUGCAUGCAUUUGGAUUUGAUACCAACACUUAAGAUAUAGAACCACAAUGUUUAACCAAAUAAAAUGACGAAUGUUAAACUUUGUCUCAGUUUCAGAUCAAGAACACACAUUCUGAUAAAAUGUGGUGUUUGAUUUCAGAAAACAUAAAAUUGUCUUAUAUUCAUCCCUUCAAAGCAUAGUGUUCACUAGGCUGUUUUCUAGUAUAUGUAUGGAUGAAGAUGGAAUAUUUGCAUAUGAGCCCUUUCUGCACUGCCAUUCACUGAAGAAUAAAUAUAUUAUAAAAUUUGAUAUAUACACAAACAAAGUAAUAAUUACCAUCUUUGCUCAAACAGGAAAAGAAAAUGAUACAGCUUUGUUUUAAUAGAGUAUUUAUAUAUUAUAUAAAUACAUAAUUAUAAAUAUAUAAUUAUUUUUUAAUGUUCUUGUAGAAUAACUAAAUAAAUAAAUAAAUUAAAACAAAUAAAACUGAACAUGAAGUAAAGCUUCACUGUGCAUGUCUGUAGAAGUAAAAAUUUGUGGCACUGAUUUUUAAUAAUUCAUUCAUCCGAGGGUUAUGAGCCUGAAUAAAUACUGAUGAAUUUUAUUAUUUUUCUUGAUCUCUAAUCAAAUACAACCAAUGUGAUUAUGUGAAAGUUGGUGGAUAAAUAGGAAACAGUGAAUAUUUAUGAGUCCAUAAUGAAGUUAAACAGAUAAAGAAACACACUGUUGUCUUUCAUUGUCCGUGUGGAAUUGAAGUGGCUUUGGGAACAGAACAUGGCGAGUAUGAAACCGCUGUGACAGAUCUGUAGAAAAUUAGCUAAUGAGAACGAAGAAGGGUCAAAACACUGAAAAUGUGCUGAACUUGAAAAAUGGUGAAAAUAAAUUAAGAUUUUUUUUUUUUUGACUUGGAUGUUAUUCUGAUUUUGCAAACAAUAAAAGAUCAAACAAAAAGAA
This is a messenger RNA of Melanotaenia boesemani (Boeseman's rainbowfish), 4480 nucleotides long. Its product is annotated as E3 ubiquitin-protein ligase TRIM35-like. The record is from RefSeq and is a predicted model, not a curated record. Gene Ontology annotation, molecular function: zinc ion binding; protein binding; ubiquitin-protein transferase activity. The coding region runs from base 282 to 1679 and encodes 465 amino acids. NCBI's taxonomy places the organism in Eukaryota, Metazoa, Chordata, Actinopteri, Atheriniformes, Melanotaeniidae. Gene Ontology annotation, biological process: protein ubiquitination. The transcript has a single exon.